CUGAGGCCGUCCUGCCGCUAAGUAACCCAGCUGGGCUUCAAACGCAGCAGGCUGGUUCCAAGUCUAGGCUCCUCACACCUUCAGACGGUGCUUCUCACCAAGCCAUCGCGCGCAGCUAGUUUAGAGCACGAAGCCCUUGGACCAGUGUCCAGCGCGUCGGGAAACGCAGGCGCAUACGGAGUGUUAGUAUUACCGUGGUACACGGGACACAGGCGGCACCCUUGAAUCCCAUCCACGCAGCCCCCCUCGAAGGCCAAGGCUGGGUAGGAGGCAGCCAACUGUGCCCCUUCCUCAUUUCCCACAGAGGAAAAGCUGGGUGGUGCCAGGGAGGGGCGGUGAGUCAGGGCUAAGGACCUAGGACAAAGGUCGGGCGGAGCUCCGCAGAAUUCCUUGGGCGGGCAGGUCCCGCUGCUCCUCCCCCUGCCUCCCCACCUCCCUUCUCGGCACUACUGCAAGCCGUCCUGGCCCUCCGGACACAUCUCUCAGCACCAUGGAGUUUGACCUGACGGCAGCCCUGGAGUCCACUUCCAAGAAGCCCCCGGGGGCAGACCCGGUUGGAGGCCCUAAGCACAGCCCCCCCAAAGUUCAGGGUUGCCCAGAGGCAGGGACACCUCAGAAUCCGAGGCAUGGCCACAGCAGCUCCUCAGAUUCCAGUAGCAGCAGCUCCAGCGACUCAGACACAGAGGUGAAGCCCCAUGGUGCUGUCUCCAAGCAGCAUGACACCUCCCCGGCCAAGGCCAAGAAGCCCAAGGUGAAGAAGAAGAAGGAAGGGAAGGACAAGAAGAAGGACACUCGCCACUGAGGGGUCCUGGGAGGGGCUCAUUAAACCUUCCUCUCUGCCUCCUGGUUAGGAGUGAGCGGAGUGUUCGGCUCCU
Galeopterus variegatus (Sunda flying lemur) is the source of this 875-nucleotide messenger RNA. RefSeq names its product immortalization up-regulated protein-like. NCBI's taxonomy places the organism in Eukaryota, Metazoa, Chordata, Mammalia, Dermoptera, Cynocephalidae. The record is from RefSeq and is a predicted model, not a curated record. Gene Ontology annotation, cellular component: nucleus. The transcript has 4 exons. Bases 491 to 802 code for a protein of 103 amino acids.